Messenger RNA from Lotus japonicus, 1856 nucleotides. RefSeq names its product hydroxyisourate hydrolase-like. The transcript is spliced from 13 exons. NCBI's taxonomy places the organism in Eukaryota, Viridiplantae, Streptophyta, Magnoliopsida, Fabales, Fabaceae. Gene Ontology annotation, molecular function: beta-glucosidase activity. The record is from RefSeq and is a predicted model, not a curated record. The coding region runs from base 101 to 1678 and encodes 525 amino acids. Gene Ontology annotation, biological process: carbohydrate metabolic process.
GUUUUUAAUUUCUAGUGAAAAAAGAAAACAGAAGACACGCCAUACAUUUUUGAAUACAAAUAACACCAUUAGAAAAUUAAUUCAGGAGGGAGGGUUGACGAUGGAACCAGAAACAUCUUCCAGCAGCGUAUAUUUCUUGAUUACUCUCCUUGUUUUGAACUUGGUUAUUGUCAGAGUGCUGAGUGUGAGUGCUGCUGCUGAUAACAACUAUACCAGACUUGACUUCCCACUUGAUUUUGUGUUUGGUUCAGGCACCUCUGCUUAUCAGGUGGAAGGAGCUGCUAAUAAAGAUGGAAGAACUCCUAGCAUCUGGGAUGCUUUUGCCCAUGCUGGGUUUGCACAUGGAGAAAAUGGAGAUGUAGCCUGUGAUGGAUACCACAGAUAUAAGGAAGAUGUCCAACUCAUGGUGGAAACAGGCCUUGAAGCUUAUAGAUUUUCCAUUUCUUGGUCUAGACUGAUACCAAAUGGUAGAGGACAGGUCAACCCAAAGGGAUUGCAGUACUACAACAAUUUCAUCAAUGAACUUAUUAGCAAAGGAAUCCAACCACAUGCAACACUACACAACUAUGAUCUUCCACAGGCACUUGAUGAUAAAUAUGGAGGAUGGGUUAGUCGUGAUAUCAUAAGAGACUUUACGAAGUACGCCGAUGUGUGUUUUAGAGAGUUUGGCGAUAGAGUGAAGUAUUGGACUACAGUGAACGAGCCCAAUGUCUUUUCCUUGGGUGGUUAUGAUCAGGGAAAUGCCCCACCUCAACGGUGUUCUCCCCCAUUUUGCCUUACAAAUAGCACUAGGGGAAACUCAACAAUUGAGCCCUACUUAGCAGUUCAUCAUAUUUUGUUAUCACAUUCUUCCGCUGUGAGAUUGUACAGAAGAAAGUAUAGGGGUCAUCAACAUGGAUUUGUUGGUAUCUCUGUCUAUACAAUGGGGGGGUUCCGUCCUCAUACGAACACAGAGAAAGACAAGGUAGCAUCUCAAAGAGCCUACGAUUUUAUGGUUGGUUGGAUUAUGGAACCCUUGGUGCAUGGAGACUAUCCCAUUUCCAUGAAGGAAAAUGCAGGUCGAAGAAUUCCAGUCUUCACAAACCAUGAAUCCCAACAAGUUAAGGAUUCAUAUGACUUUAUAGGUGUAAUUCACUACAACGAUAUCAAUGUCACAGACAAUUCUGACGCCCUGAAUACGAACCUGAGAGACUUCAUUGCAGACAUGGCUGCAAAAUUAAUCUUUGGACAAGGUCUAUUUUCAGAGGAAGAGUACCCUGUCACACCAUGGAGUUUACGGGAAUUGCUGGAUAAAUUCAAGCUCCUUUACAACAAUCCUCCUAUAUUCAUUCAUGAAAAUGGUCAAAGGACAGCAAGCAAUUCAACACUUCAAGACGAGUCAAGGGUGAAGUACUUGCAUGGAUACAUUGGUGCCGUGCUCGAUGCACUGAGAAAUGGAUCAAAUAUAAGGGGGUAUUUUGCAUGGUCUUUCCUUGAUCUAUUUGAAUUGCUGGAUGGAUACAGAUCGAGCUUCGGCCUAUACUAUGUUGAUAGGAAUGAUCCAGAGUUGAAAAGAUACCCGAAGCUUUCCGCAAAAUGGUACAGCCAAUUUUUGAAGGGUACAAAAUCCUCUCUAGUUGGAGCAAUUGAACUCGAGAAGGAUGCAUCACUUAUUUCUGUUGGUAAUUUAUUUCAAUAGGCUCUGUAUUUUGCUUCGGUUAGAGCAUCGUUACAUGAUGGGAUUAUAGCUAUGAUUAACUACUUUUCCUUCUUUAUCGAAUAAGAAUAGGUUAAUAAGCAACUUGGGACGUGUUUGUCCUUGAUCAUAAUGUAAUAGUCCUAAGUUUUAUUUAUUUAUAAAAUUUAUUGUGGAUUCA